CUAGCUGGCGAACGGUUCGGCUAGGUCAGGCGUCGAGACGCCAAACACGAUUCGCCAUCAUCUUGUGUCGACAUCCUGGUCGUCGAAUCAUUGAUUUAUCCAGAUUACAAGUUGGUCAUUGUAGCUUUUUCAAGUUUUUCAAAAAUUACUCGUUUUAUAUUCAUUAAAUUUGAGUGUUUCGUGGCGUAAGAUGUGAAUUUGGUGUUCCGGUCCACUGUGACGAUAUUUGGUCGGUCGGAGGAAUGUUUCGGUUAUUGCGGCAAUCAUAAAAUUUUUCUUUUUGUUUCUGUAAGCAUGUUAGGAAACCAGCUUAGCUGGUAACUUCACAAAAUGACCACAGACAUCAGUAUAGUAAGGUGGGAUCCUACCUUACAACAAGAAAUCGUAGAAGAUUAUGAAUACGAUGGAGGCAAUUCAUCAUCCCGACUUUUCGAAAGAUCUCGCAUCAAAGCUUUGGCGGAUGAACGAGAAAGUGUCCAGAAAAAGACUUUCCAAAAAUGGGUUAACUCUCAUCUAGUGCGGGUUAAUUCGCGAAUUACCGAUCUCUACACCGACAUGCGAGAUGGUAAAAAUUUGAUUAAACUGCUGGAAGUUUUAUCUGGUGAACGUUUACCCCGUCCAACAAAGGGCAAAAUGCGUAUUCAUUGCUUGGAGAAUGUCGAUAAAGCGUUGCAAUUUCUUAGAGAGCAACGUGUUCACUUAGAAAAUAUGGGAUCCCACGAUAUCGUAGACGGAAAUCCUCGUUUAUCUCUGGGGUUAAUUUGGACCAUAAUUCUACGCUUCCAAAUUCAAGAUAUCACGAUUGAAGAAACAGAUAAUCAAGAAACGAAAUCGGCGAAGGAUGCUUUAUUGUUGUGGUGUCAGAUGAAAACUGCUGGCUAUAAUAACGUAAAUGUACGAAACUUCACCACUUCAUGGCGAGACGGUUUAGCAUUUAACGCACUUAUCCAUAAACAUCGUCCAGAUUUAAUACAGUUUGAAAAGUUAUCAAAAUCCAACCCCAUCCAUAAUCUAAACAAUGCAUUUAAUGUAGCAGAAGACAAGUUAGGUUUAACGAAACUCUUGGACGCUGAAGACGUUUUUGUAGAACAACCCGACGAAAAAUCAAUUAUCACUUACGUCGUUACAUACUAUCAUUAUUUCAGUAAUAAAAAACAAGAAACAGUACAAGGCAAGCGUAUUGGUAAAGUGGUAGGAAUCGCUAUGGAAAACGAUAGAAUGAUCAAAGAGUACGAAUCUUUGACAAGUGAUUUACUAGCAUGGAUCGAAGGAACCAUUUCUGCACUCGGAGAAAGACAGUUCGCGAAUAGUCUUGUUGGUGUCCAACAACAAUUAGGUCAGUUUAAUAAUUAUCGCACAGUUGAAAAACCUCCGAAAUUCGUGGAGAAAGGAAACCUGGAGAUUCUUCUUUUCACUCUUCAGUCGAAAAUGAGAGCAAAUAAUCAACGUCCGUACACACCGAAAGAAGGUAAAAUGAUUUCGGAUAUAAAUAAAGCAUGGGAACGCCUGGAAAAGGCAGAGCACGAACGAGAGCUCGCCCUGCGUGAGGAAUUGAUUCGUCAAGAGAAACUCGAACAGUUGGCAGCUCGUUUCAACAGGAAAGCCAGCAUGAGGGAAACUUGGCUUAGUGAAAAUCAACGGUUGGUUUCUCAGGACAAUUUCGGUCACGAUUUGACAGCCGUUGAAGCUGCUGCUAAAAAGCAUGAAGCUAUUGAAACAGACAUUCUCGCUUAUGAAGAAAGAGUGCAGGCCGUGGUUUCUGUUGCUGGUGAAUUAGAAGCCGAAAAUUACCACGAUAUGGAAAGGAUCAACGCGAGAAAAGAAAAUGUCCUACGUCUUUGGAAUUAUCUUUUGGAAUUGCUUAGAGCACGUAGACACAGAUUGGAAUUGUCACUGCAACUACAACAAAACUUCCAAGAAAUGCUCCACAUUCUCGAUGCGAUGGAGGAAUUGAAGGGACGUUUAUUGACUGAUGAUUAUGGCAAACAUCUUAUGGGUGUUGAAGAUCUUCUUCAAAAACAUAAUCUUCUUGAAGCUGAUAUCAACAUACUAGGAGACAGAGUAAAAGCCGUUGCUAAUCAAUCGCAACGCUUCCUGGAUGUAGAAAAUGAAGAAGGAUAUAGACCUUGCGAUCCUGCUUUAGUACUGGAAAGAGUCCAACAACUCGAAGAUGCCUACGCUGAAUUGGUACGCCUGGCCGUGGAGCGUAGAUCGCGUCUUGAAGAAAGUCGCAAAUUGUGGCAGUUCUACUGGGACAUGGCCGAUGAAGAAAACUGGAUCAAAGAAAAAGAACAGAUCGUCUCAGCAGCAGAUAUUGGACAUGAUCUUACCACUGUCAAUUUACUGCUAAGCAAACACAAAGCAUUAGAAAAUGAAAUUACCGCCCAUGAACCACAAUUGGACGCUGUCAUUGGAGUUGGAGACGAACUAAUAAAUUCCGGCCACUUUGGUGCCGAAAAAGUGCAAGAGAGAUUAUCAGAAAUACGGGCUGCUUGGAAACAUCUUUUAGACUUGGCAGCUUACCGCAGAAAGCGGUUGGAAGAUGCUGUUGAUUACCAUCAGCUAUUUGCUGAUGCCGACGACGUCGACAUCUGGAUGUUGGACACCUUAAGAUUAGUAUCAAGCGAAGAUGUCGGUAGAGAUGAAGGCAAUGCUCAGUCAUUACUUAAAAAACACAAAGAUGUUACAGAAGAACUUAAAAAUUACGCCAACACAAUUGAAGCUUUACAUCAACAAGCUAAACAGUUAGGACCAGAAGUAGCUGAUUCUCCGGAAGUGUCUCAGAGGUUAGCUUCUAUUGACAACAGGUAUAAAGAACUACUCGAGUUGGCGAAACUAAGAAAACAACGUCUGCUGGAUGCGUUGUCACUGUACAAGUUGUUCUCGGAAAGUGAUGGUGUUGAACAAUGGAUUAGCGAGAAAGAUCGAAUGUUGCAAACUAUGAUACCAGCACGCGACAUCGAAGAUGUCGAAAUUAUGAAACAUCGUUAUGAUGGUUUCGAGAAAGAAAUGAACGCGAAUGCUUCUAGAGUAGCCGUUGUUAACCAGUUGGCCCGUCAGUUGUUGCACGUUGAGCAUCCGAAUUCUGAAGAAAUUACAGCCAGACAAAAUCAGCUCAAUCAGAAAUGGGCCGAAUUGCGCGAAAAAGCCGAAGCGAAACGAGACGAACUCAAUUCUGCUCAUGGUGUACAAACAUUCCACAUUGAAUGCCGUGAAACCACCACUUGGAUUGAAGACAAAAUUCGUAUUUUGCAAAGUACAGAUAGCUUGGAGAUGGAUUUGACUGGUAUUAUGACGUUACAGCGACGCCUUUCUGGCAUGGAACGUGAUCUUGCUGCUAUCCAAGCUAAACUGACCUCCCUAGAGAAGGAAGCUUCGAAUAUUGAAACAGAACAUCCGGAAGAAGCAGCCGUCAUUCGAGAAAGAAUAGUACAAAUACAAAUUAUUUGGGAGCGCUUAACGCAAAUGUUGAAAGAACGUGAUUCAAAACUGGAAGAAGCUGGAGAUCUCCAUCGGUUCUUGCGCGAUUUGGACCACUUCCAAGCUUGGCUUACCAAGACUCAGACGGAUAUUGCUUCAGAAGACACUCCAAAUUCACUAGCUGAAGCAGAAAAUCUGUUAUCGCAGCACCAAAGCAUUUACGAAGAGAUUCAUAACUACACGGAUGAUUAUACCAAGAUGAUGGAAUAUGGUGAAAAAAUCACUGCCGAUCCAAGUACUCAAGAUGAUACUCAAUAUAUGUUCCUAAGAGAAAGACUGAAAGCACUCAAGGAUGGAUGGGACGAAAUUCACCAGAUGUGGGAGAAUCGCCAGAAAUUAUUGUCACAGUCUCUAGAUUUGCAAUACCUUGACAAGGACGCUCGUCAAGCUGAGGUUAUCUUGAAUCAGCAGGAACAUACAUUGUCGAAAAUCGAAACACCUACCACACUGGAACAGGCCGACAAUCAGCUUAAGAAACAUGAGUCCUUCCUUACAUCUAUGGAAGCGAAUGACGACAAAUUUAACACCGUCAUUCAAAUUUCUAAUCGUUUAAUCGACGAAAAUCACUUUGCUGCUGACAAAAUCGCGAAACGUGCUGACAAUAUAGAACAACGUAGAACAGCUAUUAAAGAAAAGGCCUUAGCUUUAAUGGACAGGUUGAGGGAUCAGUUAGAACUGCAUCAAUUCUUACGCGAUUGCGAGGAAUUGGGAGAAUGGAUGCAAGAGAAACACAUCACUGCCCAAGACGAAACAUACCGGUCGGCCAAGACAGUCCAUUCGAAAUGGACCAGACAUCAGGCGUUCGAAGCAGAAAUUGCCGCCAACAAAGAACGACUUCAUAAUCUUCAAAAAACCGGCGAAGAACUGGCAAAAGAAAAACCUGAAUUUGCGGAUGUUAUUAAACCAAAACUCGAGGAAUUGGCUGAUCAGUUCGACGUUUUAGAGCAGACUACUAAAGAAAAAGGCGAACGCCUGUUUGACGCUAACCGCGAAGUACUCAUUCAUCAGACCUGCGACGAUAUCGACUCGUGGAUGAACGAUCUCGAAAAACAAAUCGAAAGCGACGACACGGGGUCGGAUUUGGCUUCAGUCAACAUUCUUAUGCAGAAACAACAGAUGAUUGAAACGCAAAUGGCAGUGAAAGCUCGCCAAGUAGACGAAUUAGAAAAACAAACCAAAGUUCUGGAAACCACUGCUCCCGCACCGAAAUUGGAAGAAAUCAAGGUUAAAAAAAUACAAGUAGAACAACGCUUCGAGCAACUCAAACAACCCUUACUGGAAAGACAGCGUGUGUUGGAAAAGAAAAAGGAAGCGUUGCAGUUUAGAAGAGAUGUGGAAGAUGAGUUGUUGUGGAUUGCCGAGAAAAUGCCCCAAGCAUCUUCUACCGAAUACGGCAAUAGUCUCUUCCAAGUUCAUAUGUUGGAGAAGAAAAAUCAGUCGUUGAGAACCGAAAUUGAAAAUCACGAACCAAGAAUUAAUACAGUGUGCAAUAACGGACAAAAAUUGAUUGACGAAGGUCACGAAGAUUCAACCGAAUUUAGUCGACUAAUUGGAGAACUCCAUCAAGCUUGGCAAGAACUAAAAGACGCCGUUGAAAAACGCAGAGAAAAUUUGUUGCGUAAUGAACGCGCACAGCAAUAUCUAUUUGACGCGAAUGAAGCCGAGAGCUGGAUGAGUGAACAGGAACUCUAUAUGAUGGUAGAAGAUCGCGGCAAAGAUGAGACAUCUGCUCGAAACUUCAUGAAAAAACACGAAAGUCUCGAAGCCGCGGUCGAAGAUUACGCUGACACGAUCCGCGCUCUGGGUGAAACCGUACGAGCUCUAGCGGCCGAAGGACAUCCUCUAGCGGAACAAGUAGCCGUUAAACAGUCACAGCUCGACAAACUGUAUGCGGGUCUCAAAGAUCUGGCAGGUGAAAGACGAGGUAAACUUGACGAAGCCCUUAAACUUUUCCUCUUACACCGCGAUGUCGAGGACUUGGAACAGUGGAUAGCUGAUAGAGAAGUGGUAGCUUCAUCACAUGAACUAGGACAAGAUUACGAUCAUGUGACCUUGUUGUGGGAAAGAUUUAAGGAGUUUGCUCGCGAUACCGAAUCAAUCGGUAGAGAACGAGUUGCGGCUGUUACCGAUAUUGCCGACCGUUUAAUAGAAGCUGGACACUCUGAUUCGGCAACUAUUGCAGAAUGGAAGGACGGAUUGAACGAAGCAUGGCAGGAUCUACUGGAAUUGAUCGAAACUCGCACUCAAAUGCUUGCAGCAUCACGGGAAUUGCACAAGUUCUUCCACGAUUGCAAGGACGUCUUGGGGAGGAUUCUUGAAAAGCAGGUGUCCAUGUCUGAUGAAUUGGGGCGCGAUGCAGGUUCUGUUUCAGCACUCCAAAGGAAACAUCAAAAUUUCUUACAAGAUCUGCAGACUCUACAAACUCAAGUACAACAAAUACAGGAAGAAUCUGCAAAAUUACAGGCCAGUUAUGCAGGAGACAAAGCUAAGGAAAUCACCAAUAGGGAGCACGAAGUAAUCGCAGCUUGGGCGUCAUUACAAGCUGUGUGUGAUCAAAGGCGAACGAAAUUAGCUGACACUGGAGACCUCUUCAAAUUCUUCAAUUUAGUGAGAACCCUUAUGCAGUGGAUGGAUGACGUGAUCAGACAAAUGAAUACCAGUGAGAAACCUAGAGAUGUUAGUGGCGUGGAAUUGUUAAUGAAUAAUCACCAAAGCCUAAAAGCCGAAAUAGAUGCUAGAGAAGAUAAUUUUACCGCUUGCAUUUCACUUGGAAAGGAAUUGCUUAGUCGCAAUCAUUAUGCUAGUGCAGAAAUCAAAGAUAAACUAGUUACUUUAAGUAACCACAGGAAUUCAGUUUUGCAACGAUGGGAGGAAAGAUGGGAAAAUCUGCAAUUAAUACUUGAAGUUUAUCAAUUUGCGAGAGAUGCCGCAGUAGCUGAAGCGUGGUUGAUUGCCCAAGAACCAUAUCUAAUGAGUACAGAAUUAGGACAUACCAUUGAUGACGUUGAAAAUCUUAUCAAAAAACAUGAAGCCUUUGAAAAAUCUGCGGCAGCACAAGAAGAACGAUUUAGUGCUUUGGAACGUUUGACUACGUUUGAAUUAAGAGAAAUUAAACGACGACAAGAAGCAGCUGAAGCCCAAGAACGUGCAAGACGUGAACAAGAGGAAGCUGAACGACAAGCAGCUUUAGCAGCAGCUCAGCCUAAACAACCUGAAGCUGUUCCUGUUGAUCGACCUGAUUCUGGAACGCCAGCAGCGGAAGAACGACCAGUGCAUGGACAACAAGUACAACCACGACACAGUCAAUCCGGCGACAGUGCCGCAGUUGUUCAGCGGCCACAAUCCACACCCAUUCAAUCCUCGCCACGAUCACAAACCCUAUCGAGAGCCGAAGAAAAGGCGAAACGUAAGGACCGCUCUCGAAGCAAGUCCCCCUUCCGUAGUUUCCGAUGGAAGAAGGGAUCUUCUAAGACUUCUGGAGCAGUUAGUGAUGACGAAGCUGCAGGAACAUCAGAACGCGGCAGUCCAGGUGAUGAAGAAGUCUUUGAAGGUAUUUUAACUCGCAAACACGAAUGGGAAAAUACAACCACCAAAGCUUCGGUCAGAUCAUGGGAUAAACUAUAUACCGUCUUGCACGGCUCUCAGCUUGCAUUCUACAAAGACAGCAAAGUCGCACGGGCCACGCCCGAUCAGACCUUCAAGAAUGAAACUCCUCUAUCCGUGCACAAAGCCGUUGCUUCUGUAGCCCAAGAUUAUAAGAAGAAAAAGCACGUUUUCAGGCUAAAAUUGGAAAGUGGUGCUGAAUUUUUGUUCCAAGCGCAUAACGAUGCCGAGAUGAACACCUGGAUUUCUCGCAUCAACUCUCAAGCAGAUGCAGAUUCUUCUGGUCCUUCGCGUUCGCAGACAUUGCCUGCGUCUGCACAAAAGGAGGAUUCAAAACGUCGCAGCUUUUUUACUCUUAAGAAGAACUAAAUUAUGCUAUCUGUACGCUUUACCUGAUUCUGACUGGAUCGUUCAGUCUUCGCCCUUUGACCUUUUCUUUUUUAUAAAUAUAUAUAUUUCAUUCAUGUAGUUUGCACAUUCUAGUAAUAUUUUAAUGUAUAGUAAUAUAUUAUGUGAUUAAAAAACUGUUGACUGGAGCACAAGAAUAUUGCCUUCAGUAAAGCCCAAUGUUUAUUCUAUUAUUUAUUAAAUAAAAUUAAGAUACCUAACUUUUCCUAUACAGAAAAGUUAAUUUCAAAAUCCUUUACCUAAUCUAUACAUAUUCUAACAAUUGUCCGUACUGACGUUUUCGCUGCUUUACGUUUGUAUCCCUGUUAUUCUGUUGCAAUAUUGUCUUUUUUAAAGCUUUGCUUAGCAAGGUGAGGUGACGAGUCAUUUUUAUUACAUAUAUUCAUUUUGUAAUGAUUUGUAGAGUUAUGUCUAUUUUACAUAUAAAAAUGUGUGCUUUUAAAAAUGGAGUUACAAUAAAUAAAUAUUGUUUUUAGUA
This is a messenger RNA of Zophobas morio, 7969 nucleotides long. RefSeq names its product beta Spectrin (gene beta-Spec). NCBI's taxonomy places the organism in Eukaryota, Metazoa, Arthropoda, Insecta, Coleoptera, Tenebrionidae. Gene Ontology annotation, biological process: actin cytoskeleton organization; neuron development. The coding region runs from base 331 to 7452 and encodes 2373 amino acids. The transcript is spliced from 13 exons. Gene Ontology annotation, cellular component: cortical actin cytoskeleton; cell junction; cell projection. Gene Ontology annotation, molecular function: phospholipid binding; actin filament binding; structural constituent of cytoskeleton. The record is from RefSeq and is a predicted model, not a curated record.